CUGGAUCCUGUGCUGAUUUAAAACGUCCCAAAGGAGACGAAAUCAGCUUUGACGUGUCCAGCAAUGGAUCUGACAUUGGUUUCUAAUAUACUUUUUAAUAUACGGUAUAUUACUUAACCAUCUCUCGUCAUACACCCCGGUGUUGACGCUGGUAUGGCUUCCGAGGCAGCCUCUGUGGCGGGCUCUGGGGCGGGCUCUGGACCUUCUCGCCGGCUUCCUAGAUCUAAAGUUGGCUGUCUCACAUGUCGUCGUCGGAGAGUGAGAUGUAAUGAGCAAAAGCCUCGAUGCUCACACUGCGAGCGGCUGAAUCUAGAAUGUCUCUGGAGACCAAUUGCGCCACUCUCAGCUAACCAGCGGCAACAUACACCACAAACUGCCACAGACCAAAGGACUUUGCCCUACUCCGAUGUUGGACAAUCUACUGAAACUCCGAACGCCUUUGUUCGGAAUAAUAAUAACUUCGCUACAGUCAAUAGUGAUUUUAACGAUACUUUCAGCUAUGCUAACUUCAUGUGGGAUCACGAGCUGCAGAGGAGCAUGGUCCAGGACAGUUGGAAUGACUGGGGCAUUUCGAGUGCAAGCGGUGUUACAGAAGGCAUCAUGGCUGAGGCAUCAAGGCCGAUGGAACAGUCAUCCACCUUCUCAAAUCGUCCCAACUUCAAUCACGAGAGGAUUAUCCCUGAUAUAGGCCCUGCGCGUGCUGAAACAAAUCUAGUCAUGGCAUGGAAUGACUCAGGAGGCGAUGAAGACACUUCUGAGGAGGAUAUCUUGAAGGAUUAUUUCGCCCAAACAGUCGUCCCGCCAAUUAUUGCGCAAGUGGAGACCCAGUCGAAGUGGUCAUCCACGCGUCAAAUACUUAUCACUAUGUCAACGAACUCUAGCAUGGUCCACAAUGCAAUCUUGGCCUUCUCAGACCUUCUCAUGAAGAGAACUCAAACCGCCCACAAUUUAAGUCGCCAUCGGUAUUACAAACGUGCUAAAGCUGAACUAUUAAGGGCACGUAAAGAGCAGUUGCUUGGGAAGGAUGCUGCAUCGCCAGCUUCGUUUGAUGAGAUGCUUGCAGUCCUGUUCUUUCUUAGCUAUAUUGAUCUGCUGGAGAGCAGAGUAGCCAAUGCCCACGAUAAUCUUAAAGAAGCCUAUAGUAUCUUCCAGCAGAUUGGCAAUGUUCAGUCUCGAACGGUCACUAGGCGCCUCAUUUCUUGGAUACGUCUCCUAGAUGCAAGGGCCGCUACUACUGGUGGCGAGGGGCUUUUUCUCGCAGAAGAUAACGAUGUCCUUACACAGCCUUCACCCUCAUUCACCGACGGUCUAGAAGCAGGAAGCAACAGCAGUAAUCACGAAGCUCUGGGUGAGACUGACAUCGAGGAUGUUCUUUUUGAAUCCCUCUAUCAACCUGGCUUUGUCUUCUUCCAAAAAAUACAAUCUUUCAUGGGUCGUAUUUCAAAUAUCGACCCUUGGCAUCGUUCAAGAGGGACCGUAGCAGAUGAGACAGAGGUGAUGAGAGUUGCUGAUAAGAUUUCCCAUGACCUUGGGACGCUAUGGGAAGCUCGCCCACCACUUAUGGACUAUACGUUAACAGGACAACUGGCUGCACCACACGUCUCAGCAAGCUUGGCCUACACCUUGACACGAACAUUUCGGACAUUCUUUGCUAACUACCAUGCGUCUCAUAUUCACCUCCACCGUGUGGCAUAUAAACACCUUCCGCUAUCUCCACAAACAUUAAAAUCCAUCGCCAAUAUUCGAAAUACAGCGCAUGACAUGGUCCAGCUACAACCUGUAGCACAGGAUCCUUCCCGGGAUAUGCUUCCUGUUAAUAUGCUAUGGCCUUUGCUCAUGUGGGGCUGCGAAGAAGACGACCCGGAGGAGAGAUUAUGGAUUACAACGCAAAUAAAAACGAUGGAGACGGUGGCCACGAAUGCGAAUAUCACAGCUCAGGUGCUUAAUGAGGUACAGGCGAGGCAAGACGCACAGAGGCAGAGGAUCGAUGUGCGAACUGUCAUGCACGAGAUAUUCGAUUCGUGCUUUGCUAUUGUUUAAAUAGCUUGUGUGUUUUACGAUGACACAAUACCAGAAGUAUUAGAAAUGGAAGAGACACCAGUACAACACACCUGUACAACUAGCAGUGUUGUUUGUACUUUAUCAAGCUCUAUAUUUCCAGUACAACUCUCAUAUGGGGCCAACUUCAUCUGCCCAAGGGAUUGCCACCUGCGCCCCUCUCUUGCCAACUGUUUUUGCAGCGGCGGCAUUUGCCUUUCGCACUGCAACAUCGAUGUCGAAAUCCACCUUCACUGCCUCCAGCGCAUACGCUCCAACAAACGUAUCUCCCGCCGCAGUCGUGUCCACGACCUCGACUUUCUUUGCUUUGACAAAUCCGGAGAGGCCUGCGUCCUGGGAGUAGAAUACCCCUUGGCUUCCUAGCGUGAUCACUACGUUGUGUACGCCUCUGGAGUGAAAAACUCGUGCAGCUAUCGGCAAAAGACUAUCGUUUUUGAUCUGCUCAACGCUGUAACCUGAUAAGAUUGAUGCCUCUGUCUCAUUCAGGAUCAAGUGCCGUAAAUUGGCGUAUGCCUCUGCUGGAAGCUCGAUUGCGGGGGCGGGGUUGAGUAGGAUCUCAAUGCCUGCUUCACGUGCUGCCUUCAGGAUCUGCAGUGUUGUCUGAAGCGGUAUCUCGAGUUGGAGAAUUAAUAGCGAUGGUUUUGGAUUGGGGAUCGUGACAAAUAGUGAUGGUGAGAGAGAGUAGUUUGCUCCACCGUUAAGAAGAAUUCGAUUCUCGCCUGUUGAUUCUUCGACAAGAAUAAUUGCCACUCCCGUUUCAAUUUCGGUUUGUAUCGUGAUGCCGGAUAUAUCGACGCCGCUAGCGCGCAGGUUGUUUAGUAGAAGCUGCCCAUGCUGGUCGUUUCCUACUGCGCCAAUCAUGCGGAUGUCUGCUGAGCCAUUGUUUACAUCAUUCCUUGUUCUCGACAGCUUUGCACAUGCCGCUGCUUGGUUACCGCCCUUUCCUCCUGCGCCAGUCUUGACUGAUCUGGCAUGAAGUGUUUCGCCGCCGCUAGGUAUCCUCGAAGUAUAGGUUGUUAUGUCUGCAUUAAGAGAGCCAAUGAUAGUGAUGAGUCUAAGGGGAAGAAGAGAUUCAUGGCUCGCCAUGUUUUUAUAGUGUAACAGAGAG
Messenger RNA from Pseudogymnoascus verrucosus, 3166 nucleotides. RefSeq lists its product as uncharacterized. The transcript has 3 exons. Lineage: Eukaryota; Fungi; Ascomycota; Leotiomycetes; Thelebolales; Thelebolaceae. The record is from RefSeq and is a predicted model, not a curated record. The coding region runs from base 154 to 2040 and encodes 628 amino acids. Gene Ontology annotation, biological process: positive regulation of transcription by RNA polymerase II. Gene Ontology annotation, cellular component: nucleus. Gene Ontology annotation, molecular function: zinc ion binding; transcription cis-regulatory region binding; DNA-binding transcription factor activity, RNA polymerase II-specific.